AUGGCACGGAGAACGUGGGCGAGCGUUGUGUGCGUGCUCGCAGUCGUGCUUGCCAUAGGCAAGCGGCACAGUCAGCUGUUCCUACGAGUGGUAUCUGCGCCACCAUCAACAGUAGCCCCGCUUUCACAGAGUGAUUUAGCGCGUGGUGCCCAGUCUGAGUUUGUCGAGUCGCUGAUCACCCGAAAGCGCCACAACCAGUUGACGUGGCUGCCGACUGACGCAGGUUUCAUGAACAGCGAGUUCUCCUCCAUACUAGUCCUUGGCGACUCGUACGGCGAUGAUGUAGACAUGGGCUUCUAUUGCUGGCCGUCACGCCUUGGAAAGAGACUGAGCUUGCCAGUCCUGAAUGUGGCCCGGGGCGGCUCUGAAUCGGCCCACGUCGCUGCGCAGCUCGAGCGUGCGCAUGCCUGGCGGCACGAAGAGUUUGCACUCGAUGCCCGUAGUCUGAUGAUCCUCCACACGGGUGGGAAUGAUGCCCUACACUCUUUGAGGGACCCUCGUAUGCUGGGGCUUCUAGUCUCCGAUCUGUACCGGCUCCGUUCCAGCCCGGAGCUUGAGCUCAGCAUGCUCAGCUUUCCAAAGGAGCUCGGCAAGGUCAUCACAAGACACCUGGACCAGUUCUUUGAAAUGGCAGCCACGCACGGACACCGCAAGGUCCUCCUCAGCACUCUCCCGAUCAUGUCCUGCUUGCCGCUGGGUCGGAUCCUGGUCCACACUCUGGUUCCCGGCGCCGGGGCCGGCUUCGUGAACCGCAGCUUGAGAGCCCUUGGGCGCUCCAUCAAUCGCUGCGUCUUUGAGGACAUCUCAACGCUGACAGCCAAGCAUGGAGUCCAUGCACAGGUGUUUGAUGAGGCCUCCCAACUGGAGCUGCUGGCAGAAGAAGCUGGGGCAUCGCAGCUCAAUCUUUGGGAGGGCUCCCGGCUGGUGUUGAGACAACUUCACCGGGUAUUUCUCGGGCCGGUCUCUAGCAAGGACUUCUGGCAUGAUGGCCACCAUCCUGCAGCACAGGCGCAUGAAAGCCUGGCGAAGGAAGUGCGCUUCGUGUCGACUGUCGCGCGACGUCUGCGGAUUCUGGGAGCCAUGAUGCGUGGCGAUCGCAACUCCGCGCACGGCGCGGUCAAGAGCCUGGCCAGCUUCGACCUUCAAAACAGAUAUGGGCGCCAAGCCCUUGCACGCUUCUUCGAGCUGCUUCGAACUGGCCAGCAGCCAGAAGUAUCCUUUUCCUUCUUGGCGUAUCGUGGUGGACGGAGAAGGGGCGCGUGGCAAGGCUGGCCGGAGUUCCGGAAGGCGGCGGAAGAGGCUCUCGACUUGAUCGGUCUUCGGCCUGACACGGAAGACAAGUAUGAGGAGUCCCUUACUGAGUCCAAGAACCUCAAUGUCUUCCUGAACAGGUUGCUCAUGCUCGAGCCCGUGAUUCAAAAUGCUCUCUUUGACGCGGUGGCGGAGCUGUAUGCACAUCUCGUCAGCCUGGACCGAGCUUCGGGCAGUUACGAUGGGGGCCUGGAGCUCUUGGACCAGAAGCGUGGCAUCCAAGCAGAAGUCCGGCUGGUGAAGCGCGAGGUGCUCUUCGAAGAUCCCAUUACCGGAGCGGAGACGGCAUACAUUCGCCUGCACCUUGAUCGUGGCAUGGCAUGGGAUGCCGCAGAGGAGGUGCUUGAUCGAUGUGGAGGACGCGCAGAAGAAGUCGAGGGCUUCUACUGGUGCCUGAACUUGCCGAGAGCCAGCUCUCCACCUGUCGUGCUGGCAAUUGCGCGCCCGCGGUUCCGCGGCGCGCGCUUGGGAGCCCUGGGACAGUCCGAGGACGAGGAGGAAGAAAGCGAUGUUGAGCUUGAGCUACACUGGCCACAGGGUCCUCCUGCAGGCCACAGCUUGGACCAGCGAGUGUAUUCAUCCACCCUGCGCAAGGGUGAGCGCUUCCGCAAAUCGAAAGCCUCGGAUCUUCCACGUGUUCAGGCUGCUUGGCAGGCUGCACGCAGUGCUUCGUCUGAGCGCUGGCGUGAGGAGCAUGUCCUGACCGGGUCCAUUCUUAGCACUUGGGCUGUUCUUGGGACUGCCAUCGGUGCCUCGCAAAGUUCGAAGGCACCUCGAAAGAUACCACUGGUGAGGGCGAAGCUGAGCGACGGGGGCGCCAUUGUGGGAGUUCGCGUGCAGCCUGAGCGUCUACAGGAAGUGAGAUACGUCCUGUCGGCGCUCGGCGAGGAGCGCAGUAGGAAGCUUGACAAGGAGGGCUCGGAGGAGCCGGCGCAGGCGGAGCACGAUAUUACGAGGCUGUCGGCGCAGCUGGAGGCUUUCCUGCGAACGCAACCAGAUCAGCAAGCAGUCUGGUUCGGCUUUGCAGGUGCUCACAAAGUCCUUGCUGCAGAUGGCCUGGUCAGUCAGGGGGCACCAGGCAUGCUGUUGGCCCAAGAGGCCAUGGAGGAUCUAGAGCGAAACGGCAAGGUCGAUAUCGACACUGAGACUGGUCUGGUGCGCCUGCGUGAGAAGCCCAAGGGCUGCGGAUGGUACAUUCCACCUCCCAAAAAGCCCAAAGUGGGCAGAGGCCGAGGCCGAGGCCGAGGACGUCGAGGGACCUGA
Symbiodinium natans is the source of this 2574-nucleotide messenger RNA. The record is from the annotation of a GenBank genome assembly. NCBI's taxonomy places the organism in Eukaryota, Dinophyceae, Suessiales, Symbiodiniaceae.